Molecule: messenger RNA, 727 nt
Organism: Emiliania huxleyi CCMP1516
Lineage: Eukaryota; Haptophyta; Isochrysidales; Noelaerhabdaceae
Exons: 1
Coding region: 193-414 (73 amino acids)
Source: RefSeq, a predicted model, not a curated record
CGACGACACACACCAGUCGACUCGCAUCGGUUGCCUCCAUGAACGGCGGAGCUAUUCUCGCGCCCACACCACACCUGGCUCCAACGUGGACACGCCCAUAGCUGGGGACACUACUAGGUCACGCAUGGCACACACACACACAACACGGAGCGAAUCCCCAAACCUCUCAGCUCAAGCGCCGUUGCAACUGCCAUGUCACGGCCGGUCGGCUGCAGCUCUCGCCUCGCUGGCGGCGCGGUCUGGUGCCGCGGCGCCCAGCUCUCCUGUGGGCUCGCGGCGGCUCGCCGCCGCGGUGCCGAACAAUGUGAUCAGUCUGGAUUCGUCCCGGCGUGCCGCCGGUGCCGCUUCCUCGCCAAUUUUUGGCUCGACCAGUUUGUCGACAAAACUGUGCCAGAGCCCCUGCUGCUCGACUGAGCGGCGGAGCCGGCCCGUCGCGGCCGAGAGGCGGUGCGCCGACACCGGGGCUACGGCUCGGGACCGUUUCCAGGCUCUCUCGAGCAACCUCAAAUUUUGAUGAUUUCAUGACCGCCACUUUGCUGCUCUCUGACCACAACCUCGCGGCCCGCUGCGCGGCUCUCCGAGCGCGAGAGGAGUCGUCUACGAGGCGGCGGCGAGCGCAGGCGGCGGCGGCGCGGCGGCGCGGCGGCGGAUCGCGGCGCAGACAACGGCAGGAAUCUGCGGCAGGCUGCUGUCUGCUGCUACAACAGCUGCUGCUGCUGCUGCUGCU